GGACUUCAAGAUGGCGGCCUGUCAGUUGUCAACAAAGGGUGACAACCCCGAGGAGUGUCCAGUGUGCCUGACAGGCUUUGAUGACUUAGUACAGCGGCCACGCACUCUGCCCUGUGGCCACACAGUCUGCACACUGUGCUCAGAUAAGCUGAAGGAGCAGGGCCGUGUUACCUGUCCGGAGUGCCGCGUCACCCAUGCCGUGCCCGAGGGCGGGCAGUUCCCUGUCUGCUAUACAAUUGAGGCCUUAAUAAGAAGGCUGAGAGACGGCAAGGCGGCGGAGGCCUCGCCGCCACCCAGUGCCGGGAAGGGGAAAGGGGCAGCAGGAUCAGCUGGCAAGAAGGGAGCAGCGGGUCUCUCCAAGAAAAUGCGUUCCUUUCUGCAGGAACAGGAGGCCACAGUUGUGGCCGCCAUCACCGCCUGCCAGGAGGCUCAGUCCCAGCUGGACCAGUAUGAGGCCACCCUGACAGGCUGGGUCGAGCGGCAGCAGCAGCUGGAGGACAGCCUCCAGGGACUGAUGGACCAGAGCAGGAGUUCCAGGGAGCUCCUGCAGCAGGAAAGGUUCCGUGUGGCACCGAAGAGGAAGGAGGCAAAGAAGAAGGAGCAGGAGCUGCAGACUGUGCGGGAGAAGUUGCGCACUCGUGCAACAGAGCAAGAGGCACUCAAAGUUUUAGCAACAGUGUUCCACCUCACCGGUGAGGUGGAGCAGGUGUUGGAGGAGUGCCAGCAGUGUUUCCCUGACGCCGGCAUCCUCACCACCGCCAGGAAGGUGAGAGAGGCAUCUAGUGCAGCCCUGGAGGCCGCCCAGGCUGUCCAGGCGGCUCUGGAAACUGUUUCUAUAGAAGAACCCAGGCCCCAGUCAGUCCCAGAAGAACCCAGGCCCCAGUCAGACCCAGAAGAACCCAGGCCCCAGUCAGACCCAGAAGAACCCAGGCCCCAGUCAGACCCAGAAGAGCCCAGUUCCCAGUCAGACCCAGACCUCACCAUCAUGGAAAAAGUGCAGUUCAUCUUAGAGCCAAGCUUGAAGGCCGAGGACUUCCGCAGUCUGACAGAGCGCACCAGGAGCCUGCUGCAGGCUGGCCGGGUGUUUGCUGUGCACCAGGUGGAAGGUCAGCGCCGACACGCAAGAAUAAGCCUCGAAGCCGGCCGGCCGUGCCUCCAUGCCCUGGCGGACCAUCCCCCGCCACUGGGCGCGUCAACCCUGCAGGUCAGCCAGGUCGUGCCGCCCUCCCCCCCCUGCACGGUGUUCCUGGACCUGUCCUGGCCGGGCCGUGCGCCGCGCCGGGUCCACAUCCGUCUGAGCCCCGACACCCAGCGGGGCCGCCAGUUCCUGAUGCUGUGCACGGGGCAGCGCGGCCCCUCCUACCGCGGCACCAGGCUGUACGAGGUGGGGUGGAAGGGGACGCCGGGAGAGUGUGUGUGGGGCGGGGACUACGAGAGUAAUGAUGGUAAGGGGAAAUGUGUGCUGCUGCCUGGCCUUGAGGAGGGUGGGGAGGACAGGCCAUGGCGGGCAGGGGAUGUGUGGGGGGAGGGGAGGCAGGGUGUGUUUGCCAUCACCACCAGGGACGAUCAGGGUGAUGUGUUGCGUUGUUGUUUCUUCGGUGAGGUGGUGGAGGGACUGCACGUGGUGGCCGAGGCAGCCCAACACAGCGACAUUAAGGAGGUGACUGUGGUGGACUGUGGCGUGGUGCUGUAAGGGUAUACUGGCCUGCACCACCACCACCACCACCACAACAUUAAGGAGGUGACUGUGGUGGACUUUGUGGUGUUGAGGGUACUGGCCUGCACCACCACCACCACCACCACCACAACAUUAUAGAGGAGAUUGUGGUGGACUUUGUGGUGUUGAGGGUACUGGCCUGCACCACCACCACCACCACCACAACAUUAUAGAGGAGAUUGUGGUGGACUUUGUGGUGUUGAGGGUACUGGCCUGCACCACCACCACCACCACCACCACAACAUUAUAGAGGAAAUUGUGGUGGACUUUGUGGUGUUGAGGGUACUGGCCUGCACCACCACCACCACCACCACCACAACAUUAUAGAGGAGAUUGUGGUGGACUUUGUGGUGUUGAGGGUACUGGCCUGCACCACCACCACCACCACCACCACAACAUUAUAGAGGAAAUUGUGGUGGACUUUGUGGUGUUGAGGGUACUGGCCUGCACCACCACCACCACCACCACCACAACAUUAUAGAGGAGAUUGUGGUGGACUUUGUGGUGUUGAGGGUACUGGCCUGCACCACCACCACCACCACCACCACCACAACAUUAUAGAGGAGAUUGUGGUGGACUUUGUGGUGUUGAGGGUACUGGCCUGCACCACCACCACCACCACCACCACAACAUUAUAGAGGAGAUUGUGGUGGACUGUGUGGUGUUGAGGGUACUGGCCUGCACCACCACCACCACCACCACAACA
Eriocheir sinensis (Chinese mitten crab) is the source of this 2423-nucleotide messenger RNA. RefSeq lists its product as uncharacterized. Gene Ontology annotation, biological process: protein ubiquitination. The record is from RefSeq and is a predicted model, not a curated record. The coding region runs from base 11 to 1693 and encodes 560 amino acids. Gene Ontology annotation, molecular function: ubiquitin protein ligase activity. NCBI's taxonomy places the organism in Eukaryota, Metazoa, Arthropoda, Malacostraca, Decapoda, Varunidae. The transcript has 5 exons.